Messenger RNA from Ficedula albicollis (Collared flycatcher), 782 nucleotides. It is a transcript of the gene BUD31, whose product is annotated as BUD31 homolog. The coding region runs from base 146 to 580 and encodes 144 amino acids. The transcript has 5 exons. The record is from RefSeq and is a predicted model, not a curated record. NCBI's taxonomy places the organism in Eukaryota, Metazoa, Chordata, Aves, Passeriformes, Muscicapidae. Gene Ontology annotation, biological process: mRNA splicing, via spliceosome. Gene Ontology annotation, cellular component: spliceosomal complex; nucleus.
GGGAGCGGGCGGUGAGCGAGGCCGGGAGCGGGACCGGGACCGAGAUCGGGAUCAGGACGGGGACCGGGACCGGAAUCAGGAUCAGGUGAUUCUGAGGGAGUGCUGGCAGUUCCCUUGGCCUUUUGCCCCUCUCGUUCCCGAAGCAAUGCCCAAGGUGAAGAGGAGCAGGAAGCCUCCCCCGGAUGGCUGGGAGCUGAUUGAGCCCACGCUGGACGAGCUGGAUCAGAAGAUGAGAGAAGCGGAGACGGAGCCACAUGAGGGGAAGAGGAAAGUGGAGUCGCUCUGGCCCAUCUUCAGGAUCCACCACCAGAAAACACGAUACAUCUUUGAUCUCUUCUACAAGAGGAAAGCAAUCAGCAGAGAGCUCUACGAGUACUGCAUCAAGGAGGGCUACGCUGACAAAAACCUGAUUGCCAAGUGGAAGAAGCAGGGCUAUGAGAACCUCUGCUGCCUGCGCUGCAUCCAGACUCGGGACACCAACUUUGGCACCAACUGCAUCUGCAGGGUCCCCAAAAGCAAGCUGGAAGUGGGCAGAAUCAUUGAGUGCACUCACUGUGGAUGCAGAGGUUGCUCUGGGUGAAGCCUUUUGCCAUCAAACUUGUUUUUUGAACUCUGAGGGAUAGCCUCCUCUUCCUCCUCAAUGGACUAUGAGUGCAAUUACAGCCACUUUUGUUGAUGGGACAUUUCUGUAUAAUAAUUAAAGCAGCACCAUGAUCACCCAGAUCGUGCAUAAGUGGGGGGGCUUUGGAGUAGGGUUUUGUGUAGCAUUUAUUUUAAAAUAA